AUGCCUAAAAAGUACACUAAGAAGAAGCCCAAGGGCGGGAAGCGGAACCAAAAUUCCUCAAACUCUCUAAAGGCUGCCCCGGCCCCUGGGAAGACAGUGAAGCCUCUGGUUGAACAUAAAAAAACCGAAAAGAAGCCGAUCAAAGCCAAGAUCGUCAGCACUACAAUUAUCGUGGAACAGCAUCGUCACAGCGGAAUAUUCCUGGCACGUAAUAAGGACGAAUCCAUACAUCUGCUCACUCGGAACAUGGCCCCUAGAGCGGCAGCAGAAUCCGGAAAUUACGACUACAAGGAGCAACGGUUCAGUGCAGAUUUCCGUGGCAAGACGUGUGAGUUUCGCGCCUGGUCCCCCUUUCAGUCGACUCUGGCCGCUGCCGUUAUGAGCGGUGUGAAGGAGCUGUACCUGAAGAGUGGCUCGAAGGUGCUGUACCUUGGGGCUGGGCUUGGGCGGACAGUCGCCCACAUCUCUGACAUCGUAGAUCAGACUGGUGUGGUAUAUGCCGUGGAGCCCGGACCUUGGGCGCUAAAAGCUCUCUCAGCAUUGUCCGAGCGGCGUCCAAAUUUCGUGCCUGUGCUUGAGGAUCCCUCAGCACCGUACGUUUACCACAAGCGUAUUCCGGACAAAGUCGAUAUGAUCAUCUGCAAUCUGCAGCCCGCGGAGCAGGUUCGCACUCUUAUGCUUAAUGCCAGGCAUUUUCUGAAGAUAAACGGGCACUUUGCCAUCUUCCUGCAUGCGGAGAGCAUCUACGACAAUGCCCCCGCGCAGGCGGCCCUUGAAGUCCAGAUGGAGCUUCUGGGGAAACAUAAGCUUGAGCCUCUCCAGUUGGUCCCACUGGAUCCCUAUUUCCGUGGCAAUGCCCUGGUAGUGGGCGUGUACACUCGAAAGCCAGUUAGAUCUUAA
Messenger RNA from Drosophila obscura, 900 nucleotides. Its product is annotated as rRNA 2'-O-methyltransferase fibrillarin. The record is from RefSeq and is a predicted model, not a curated record. Gene Ontology annotation, biological process: box C/D sno(s)RNA 3'-end processing; rRNA methylation. NCBI's taxonomy places the organism in Eukaryota, Metazoa, Arthropoda, Insecta, Diptera, Drosophilidae. Gene Ontology annotation, molecular function: rRNA methyltransferase activity; RNA binding; histone H2AQ104 methyltransferase activity. Gene Ontology annotation, cellular component: Cajal body; box C/D methylation guide snoRNP complex; nucleolus. The transcript has a single exon. The coding region runs from base 1 to 900 and encodes 299 amino acids.